AUGAAUGAUUUGGAAGAUAAACCAAAGGAUUUGAUAAAAGUGACAUAUGAGAAACUUUCCACAGAUGAAGUUGCAGAAACAGUCAAAUCUCCAUCUUGUGGAGCAGUUUCUUUGUUUAUUGGUACAACCAGGAACAAGUUUGAAGGAAAGAAAGUUGUUCGACUUGAAUAUGAAGCUUAUAUUUCAAUGGCUGAAGUUGAAAUAAAGAAGAUUUGCAGAGAUAUAAGGCAUAAAUGGCCAAUGAUUCAGCACAUCAGUAUCUACCAUAGACUUGGAGUAGUUGAUAUAACUGAAGCAAGUGUGAUCAUCGCCAUCUCAUCUCCACACAGAAGUGAGUCUCUUGAAGCAGUGAAAUAUUGCAUUGCAACUUUGAAAGCAACAGUACCAAUAUGGAAGAAGGAGAUUUAUGACACAGAAGAGUAUACAUGGAAGGAAAAUAGAGAAUGUCUGUGGGCACAAAAUGGACAGAAAUAAUUAGUUCCUGAAGGAAGACUUAUCAAGGAUCUGAUGCUGAAACUUUGAGUCAAAGUUAAGUGAUUAAUGAAUUAAUUGAAAUUGGUGAUUUGCCUUUGCACUAUAGUUGUAUGUACAAACAUGACAUAUGACAAGCAUACUCUACAUAAUGCUAUACUUUUAUAUUAAAAAAUGUAAGAUCUUUCCAUGUUAUGGAUUUUACAAUCUGUUGAAAUCUGCUGAGUAAAUGUCUUAUUAAUAUAACUUAAUUUCUUUCUGCUCAAGCACAUUUUUAAACAAGCAUAUGCAAUAAUGUUGGUCAAAAAAUUCUGAAGGUAAUUAUGAUCACAUAAAAGGAAUCUUUUCUAUUAAUUUUAACAUGCAAAAGCUGUUGUCUGCUCACUUCACUCACUUUGUAAAUCUAUUUCAUUCUAAAAAUAAAAGUAUAAUACUUUUUUCCUCCAUUAAAAAUUACAGAAAAAUUGUUUAAAAAUGUAAUUUACCCAGCAUGAAAACUAUUUGUCAGAUGUUUUUAGCAUAUGAUUGAUUUGCAGUGCUCUGCACCACAUAGUAAUGAAAAUUUAAUUUUAGUGUACAUGACCGCAACCUAUGUAUGAAAAAUAUAUUUUUGCCACAUUGAACAUUUAUGAUGUAAUUAUGAAUUAUUCUGUGAUUUACAACAUGUGCAACUGGAGUUUUCAUAACAAUAUUGUAUAUUAACUGGUUUGCUUUUUUUUGUA
This is a messenger RNA of Hemiscyllium ocellatum (epaulette shark), 1193 nucleotides long. RefSeq names its product molybdopterin synthase catalytic subunit. The transcript is spliced from 4 exons. The record is from RefSeq and is a predicted model, not a curated record. Gene Ontology annotation, molecular function: molybdopterin synthase activity. Gene Ontology annotation, biological process: Mo-molybdopterin cofactor biosynthetic process. The coding region runs from base 1 to 474 and encodes 157 amino acids. Gene Ontology annotation, cellular component: cytosol. NCBI's taxonomy places the organism in Eukaryota, Metazoa, Chordata, Chondrichthyes, Orectolobiformes, Hemiscylliidae.